Verruconis gallopava is the source of this 561-nucleotide messenger RNA. RefSeq lists its product as uncharacterized. The record is from RefSeq and is a predicted model, not a curated record. NCBI's taxonomy places the organism in Eukaryota, Fungi, Ascomycota, Dothideomycetes, Venturiales, Sympoventuriaceae. Bases 1 to 561 code for a protein of 186 amino acids. The transcript has 2 exons.
AUGGCCGCUUUCAUCAAUCCCGCAUUUCGAAAUGCAGUAUUAGCUACGUGUAUAGCAAUCGACUACACUUUGGCUGGAAAUGCCAUCACCCAGUCGUACAUGGGUGUACCCGCUUUAAUACAUGAAUUCCCGUCCUCAAACUCUCCAGAAUACGCAGUGCGCGCUCGCCUCCUAGGAAAACAAUGGCCUCCAAUCUGGGUAGUAGGCAACAACUUCUUCCGGCCAAUCAGUACAAUUGCGACAAUUGGCUACGCUUUCACUGCAUGGAGUCUGGCCCGCGUUGAGAGGGUGCUCGAUAUGGACUGGCGGUGGUUCGCUUUCAACGCAGCUCUGCAUGCCACGGUCAUUGUGCACUCCGCUGUCAACAUGCAGCCACUAAACAACAAGCUGGCCGCACUUGCUGGUGUAGGAUCGGACGGCAAAGGGAACGCAAAAGUGGACAAGCAGGAUGAGGGUAGGGCCGUCGAAAUCGCGACGAAUUGGAUCGAGGGCAAUAAGUACCGGCUUUUGAUACCGGUCGUCACGGGUGCCAUCUCGCUGUGGCAGGUCUUUUCUUCUUGA